This is a messenger RNA of Staurois parvus, 313 nucleotides long. The record is from the annotation of a GenBank genome assembly. NCBI's taxonomy places the organism in Eukaryota, Metazoa, Chordata, Amphibia, Anura, Ranidae.
GAAAGCGGCGAAGAUGUCGGCUCAGUCAUGUGAUCAGCUGUGUCCAAUCACAGCUGAUCACAUGGGACAUGUGCCCUGAUGAUCAGUGUAGCCCCAGAAGUGCCACCUGUCAGUGUCCAUCAGUGCCAGCAGUCAGUGCUCAUCAGUGCCAUGUGCAAGUGCCCAUCAGUGCCACAUCAAUGCCACAUAUCAGUGCCCAUCUGAGCUGCCUUUCAAUGUCACCCAUCAAUGCCAAUCAGUGCCACAUAUCAGUGCCAGUAAGUGCCGCCUAUCAGUGCCAGUAAGUGCCGCCUAUCAGUGCCCAUCACUGCAG